Messenger RNA from Aspergillus heteromorphus CBS 117.55, 1764 nucleotides. RefSeq lists its product as uncharacterized. The record is from RefSeq and is a predicted model, not a curated record. Lineage: Eukaryota; Fungi; Ascomycota; Eurotiomycetes; Eurotiales; Aspergillaceae. The transcript is spliced from 4 exons. The coding region runs from base 1 to 1764 and encodes 587 amino acids.
AUGCCUCGACGGGGCCGCGCCCGCAGUGAAUACGAUGAAGAGAGCAUGUACGAAGUGGAGCGCGAUGUGCACCCACGACGGAGAAGAGAUGAGCGACUUUUCGAAGAAGAUAUCCGGCACAAACGUCGUGGACCCGAUAUGACCCCCCUUGAGAAGCUUGAGCGUAUGCAUCUUCAAGCACAGCGCGGUCCUGAGAUUGCCCGUGAGGCUCACGAUUAUCCUCGGGAAUUGACACCGGCGCCAAUGCCACCACGACGCGAACCAGAAGAUUUCGAUUUACCCCCGCGGGAAAGAUUGCGCGCGCUUGGAAGAGAUGACGCCUCGAGCCGUCGCGGAAGACCACGUCCCAGGGAGUUGGAUAUGGAGGAAGAAAUUGUCUUUCGCGAGGAGUCAGAUAGAGAAUACACUGAUAGUGAGUCAGAUGGGGAUAUGGUUGUUGUACCCAGGAAGGAACGGCUGCUGCGUCGACGAGAGCUCGACCUUCCGGACGAGCCUAAACCCCGCAGUAAGAGUCUGCUGGAGGAUAGCAGGCUGCGAGAAAUGGAAUUCGAGCGUGAUGAGUUGUCUAGAAAAGAAGAAUUGAAUGGGCCUCACAGGAGACAUCGGAGUGGGCCGUUCUAUGCAAGAUCCUCGCACUCACGGCAUCGACACAGGUUUCAUCGACACAAGAACCUCGAGGAUGCCGAUGAUGAGCUGGACGAGGAAGUUGACAAGAAGAUCUUGUUCCGAGAAGCCAGAAAGCGAAGGCCCGGCAGAAGUGUUGAGGAAGAAGAUAUUAUUUUCGAGAGUCGAGAAAGGUCGUCGUCUCCGGAGAUGACAGUUCCCAGGGCGCCGUCACCGGUUGACAUGCCCCCUGUGCGCGAGAAACAUAUGCGCGAGAUUCUUCCACCUCGAGCUCCUAGCCCCGAUAUCGAAUUCAUGGAGCCAGAGCCUCGCCAUCGUGAACGAGGACGGAAAUCCAAGUCAGAGGAAGAAAUAUUCAUUGUACGGCGGGAAGAGAAGGAAGUUCCUCCCCCAGCCCCUGUCCCAGCUCGUCGCCUUUCGCCAGAGCCAUACAGACGAGAGAGACCUAUUCCAACCGAGCCACCUAAGCCGCGGUCACUGGAACGCGAAAAGGAUAUGUUAACCUUAGUACGCCGGGAUGGAAGCCGAGAAUCACUUGAGGAAGAAGAAAUCAUCCAAGAGGACUCUUACGGACCUCCCGGUCGCCGUCCCCUCCUCAGGAAGGAUGUCAAAGCCAUGGAAGAAAUGGAUAUCGCAAGAGGACCCCCCAGGCCAAAGCCCUUAGCCAGGACUGAGAUAGUAACCCAAGAAAUCAAGCCUCCACGAUAUGCAGAUCGUGAGUCCAAGCUUGUCAUAAAUGACGUGAGAGAGUCUGACGAUGAACCCGACCGACAACCUGGGAAAAUAGGACGACGCUACGUUGGCAUCAAGGACCGUCGAGAAAACCUCUGGACUGAGAUCACCAAGGACCUGGUCGGCGAUGUGGAUGCACUCAUCGAGCGCUCGGAAGAAAUUCGGCGUGCACGCCGCCGACGGAUCCUGGAGAUCCACCGCGAGCGAGAGUCCAUGCCUCCUGCCCCCUCUCGGCCUCCUCCGUUAAUGCCAUUGCCUGCAGCGGAGAAAGCACCCCCCCUGCUUCUGGACCACCACCCCCCUCCUCCCCCUCCACGCUUCUUCCGGGAUGAGCGGAGAAAGAAAGAGCGGGAUUUGGCCGUCGAGGGCGGCCGCCGGAGGCCCCCUCCGCGCUCGGAGUGGUGGUAA